Molecule: messenger RNA, 521 nt
Organism: Zingiber officinale
Lineage: Eukaryota; Viridiplantae; Streptophyta; Magnoliopsida; Zingiberales; Zingiberaceae
Product: keratin, type II cytoskeletal 2 epidermal-like
Exons: 1
Coding region: 95-436 (113 amino acids)
Source: RefSeq, a predicted model, not a curated record
CUUCUUCUACUUCCAAAGCCACACUAUUGCAGUAGAGCGAAGACUGAUCCGCUAGUGCGCGAUUCGAUUCAUUGCUCUAUAAAUACAGUGCCAAAUGAAGAAGCCAUUCACCUCAGCAAUUAGAGAAGGUGAGCUACAACUGUCUUCACUUAGAAUGGAUCACAAAGGUGGCAAUCCAGCAGGCGUUGCUGAAGGUGGUGCAAACAAAGGUGGCAAACCUUCAGGAGUUGCUGAAGGUGGUGCAAGAGGCGGCAGCACUGGAGGUUACUCUUCAAAGGGCCAAGGCGAAGCCUCUUCAUCGGCGAAGCCAAUCGGAUCAGGCGAUGGGGCGAUGAAAGCUCCUGGAGCAGAGGGCUACAUAUUAAGGGAAGCCUUUGAGAGGAACCCCCAAGGCUACUUCCAGGGCCUCCAUCAUGGUGACAAGGGCGGAAAAUGAACUGAGCCAAUCAACUAUCAUUAAUAAUAGCUUCUGAUAUAUGUAACUCUUUUCAUCGCUGAAUCAAUGAAGCAACUUCUUGCUA